CAGCUUCUACAUUACUUGAAUUUAACUAUCAUUAUCACAUAGAUAGAUUGUUUUUUUAAAGUUUUGUACCUUGACCUCACUUUAUUUAAUCAGCUAGAGAGGAUUGUGAACAUAUUGGAAAUGACAAUAGAAAUAAUAUAAUAAUAAUAAUAAUGAAUACUAAUUCAAACCCGAAUAUGAGGAAACAGACAGAAACGGUCCGUUUUGCCUUGUGAACAGAAUAAUCUCAAUGAAAACGAGCUUAAACUUUUUCCAGUACACUGGGGAUCGGAUUAAAAAUGAUUAUUAUUAUGGUUUUUUUUAAACCCGGCGUUUCUGAAGAAGGAUAUACACGUGGAACAUGAUGUAGUGCCUCUGUUUCCAUUAUGCUUUCUCUCCCUUCAUUUCUCAUUCUGCUGUAUUGUUGUUCUCUGUUCGUCCGCCCGUCAGAGCAUCGUUGCUCUCUGUCCAAACCCUAGUCCCCUAUGAAGUGCAUUACUUUUGAGCCCUAUAGGAGCACUAUGGGCCCUGAUAUAAAUAAAUAAAUAAUAUGAGUGCACUACAUAGGGAAUAGGGCUCUGGUGUAAAGUAAUGCACUACAUAGGGAAUAGGGCUCUGGUGUAAAGUAGUGCACUAUAUAGGGAAUAGGGCUCUGGUGUAAAGUAAUGCACUACAUAGGGAAUAGGGCUCUGGUGUAAAGUAGUGCACUAUAUAGGGAAUAGGGUUCUGGUGUAAAGUAGUGCACUACAUAGGGAAUAGGGCUCUGGUGUAAAGUAGUGCACUAUAUAGGGAAUAGGGCUCUGGUGUAAAGUAGUGCACUACAUAGGGAAUAGGGCUCUGGUGUAAAGUAGUGCACUAUAUAGGGAAUAGGGCUCUGGUGUAAAGUAGUGCACUAUAUAGGGAAUAGGGCUGUGGUGUAAAGUAGUGCACUACAUAGGGAAUAGGGCUCUGGUGUAAAGUAGUGCACUAUAUAGGGAAUAGGGCUCUGGUGUAAAGUAGUGCACUACAUAGGGAAUAGGGCUCUGGUGUAAAGUAGUGCACUAUAUAGGGAAUAGGGCUCUGGUGUAAAGUAGUGCACUACAUAGGGAAUAGGGCUCUGGUGUAAAGUAGUGCACUACAUAGGGAAUAGGGCUCUGGUGUAAAGUAGUGCACUACAUAGGGAAUAGGGCUCUGGUGUAAAGUAGUGCACUACAUAGGGAAUAGGGCUCUGGUGUAAAGUAGUGCACUACAUAGGGAAUAGGGCUCUGGUGUAAAGUAGUGCACUAUAUAGGGAAUAGGGCUCUGGUGUAAAGUAGUGCACUACAUAGGGAAUAGGGCUCUGGUGUAAAGUAGUGCACUACAUAGGGAAUAGGGUGCCCUUUGGGAUUUCUCCAUCGUCAGGCAGUUUGUCCAGCUAAUCAUCACCUGGUCCUUUUGCCCAGCUGACUAUUAUAUACGUCAUGUCUGUUUGGAGAUGAAUAUGAGCGUAUGAACUUGAAUGGUAUCAUUCACUUUAAUCCAGUGACAGAGUUGGGCAUAUGCCAUUUCUAAACAUAUUAUCUCUACGGUAUAAAGAUAAUCAGAGGUCUGUACCAAUGGGUCAGAGGCCUACCCUGUACCAAUGGGUCAGAGGCCUACCCUGUACCAAUGGGUCAGAGGCCUACCCUGUACCAAUGGGUCAGAGGCCUACCCUGUACCAAUGGGUCAGAGGCCUACCCUGUACCAAUGGGUCAGAGGCCUACCCUGUACCAAUGGGUCAGAGGCCUACCCUGUACCAAUGGGUCAGAGGCCUGUACCAAUGGGUCAGAGGCCUGUACCAAUGGGUCAGAGGCCUGUACCAAUGGGUCAGAGGUCUACCCUGUACCAAUGGGUCAGAGGCCUGUACCAAUGGGUCAGAGGCCUGUACCAAUGGGUCAGAGGUCGGUACCAAUGGGUCAGAGGCCUGUACCAAUGGGUCAGAGGUCUACCCUGUACCAAUGGGUCAGAGGUCUACCCUGUACCAAUGGGUCAGAGGCCUACCCUGUACCAAUGGGUCGGAGGUCUACCCUGUACCAAUGGGUCAGAGGUCGGUACCAAUGGGUCAGAGGCCUGUACCAAUGGGUCAGAGGCCUGUACCAAUGGGUCAGAGGCCUACCCUGUACCAAUGGGUCAGAGGUCGGUACCAAUGGUUCAGAGGCCUGUACCAAUGGGUCAGAGGUCGGUACCAAUGGGUCAGAGGUCUACCCUGUACCAAUGGGUCAGAGGUCUACCCUGUACCAAUGGGUCAGAGGUCUACCCUGUACCAAUGGGUCAGAGGUCGGUACCAAUGGGUCAGAGGCCUGUACCAAUGGGUCAGAGGCCUGUACCAAUGGGUCAGAGGUCUACCCUGUACCAAUGGGUCAGAGGUCUACCCUGUACCAAUGGGUCGGAGGUCUACCCUGUACCAAUGGGUCGGAGGUCUACCCUGUACCAAUGGGUCAGAGGUCUACCCUGUACCAAUGGGUCAGAGGCCUACCCUGUACCAAUGGGUCAGAGGUCUACCCUGAACCAAUGGGUCAGAGGCCUACCCUGUACCAAUGGGUCAGAGGCCUACCCUGUACCAAUGGGUCAGAGGCCUACCCUGUACCAAUGGGUCAGAGGUCUACCCUGUACCAAUGGGUCAGAGGUCUACCCUGUACCAAUGGGUCAGAGGCCUACCCUGUACCAAUGGGUCAGAAGCCUGUACCAAUGGGUCAGAAGCCUGUACCAAUGGGUCAGAAGCCUGUACCAAUGGGUCAGAGGUCGGUACCAAUGUGUCAGAGGCCUACCCUGUACCAAUGGGUCAGAGGUCUACCCUGUACCAAUGGGUCAGAGGCCUACCCUGUACCAAUGGGUCGGAGGUCUACCCUGUACCAAUGGGUCAGAGGUCGGUACCAAUGGGUCAGAGGCCUGUACCAAUGGGUCAGAGGCCUGUACCAAUGGGUCAGAGGCCUACCCUGUACCAAUGGGUCAGAGGUCUACCCUGUACCAAUGGGUCAGAGGUCUACCCUGUACCAAUGGGUCGGAGGUCUACCCUGUACCAAUGGGUCGGAGGUCUACCCUGUACCAAUGGGUCAGAGGCCUACCCUGUACCAAUGGGUCAGAGGCCUGUACCAAUGGGUCAGAGGCCUGUACCAAUGGGUCAGAGGCCUACCCUGUACCAAUGGGUCAGAGGCCUGUACCAAUGGGUCGGAGGUCUACCCUGUACCAAUGGGUCGGAGGUCUACCCUGUACCAAUGGGUCAGAGGCCUGUACCAAUGGGUCAGAGGCCUGUACCAAUGGGUCAGAGGUCUACCCUGUACCAAUGGGUCAGAGGCCUACCCUGUACCAAUGGGUCAGAGGCCUACCCUGUACCAAUGGGUCAGAGGCCUGUACCAAUGGGUCAGAGGCCUACCCUGUACCAAUGGGUCAGAGGCCUACCCUGUACCAAUGGGUCAGAGGCCUGUACCAAUGGGUCAGAGGCCUACCCUGUACCAAUGGGUCAGAGGCCUACCCUGUACCAAUGGGUCAGAGGCCUACCCUGUACCAAUGGGUCAGAGGCCUACCCUGUACCAAUGGGUCAGAGGCCUACCCUGUACCAAUGGGUCAGAGGCCUACCCUGUACCAAUGGGUCAGAGGCCUACCCUGUACCAAUGGGUCAGAGGCCUGUACCAAUGGGUCAGAGGUCUACCCUGUACCAAUGGGUCAGAGGCCUGUACCAAUGGGUCAGAGGCCUGUACCAAUGGGUCAGAGGCCUGUACCAAUGGGUCAGAGGUCUACCCUGUACCAAUGGGUCAGAGGUCUACCCUGUACCAAUGGGUCAGAGGUCUACCCUGUACCAAUGGGUCAGAGGCCUGUACCAAUGGGUCAGAGGCCUGUACCAAUGGGUCAGAGGUCUACCCUGUACCAAUGGGUCAGAGGCCUGUACCAAUGGGUCAGAGGCCUGUACCAAUGGGUCAGAGGCCUGUACCAAUGGGUCAGAGGCCUACCCUGUACCAAUGGGUCAGAGGCCUGUACCAAUGGGUCAGAGGUCUACCCUGUACCAAUGGGUCAGAGGUCUGUACCAAUGGGUCAGAGGCCUGUACCAAUGGGUCAGAGGUCUACCCUGUACCAAUGGGUCAGAGGUCUACCCUGUACCAAUGGGUCAGAGGUCUACCCUGUACCAAUGGGUCAGAGGUCUACCCUGAACCAAUGGGUCAGAGGCCUACCCUGUACCAAUGGGUCAGAGGUCUACCCUGUACCAAUGGGUCUUGUUCGAUUGAUUCAAUCAGGAAAAACCAAAUAGUCACUGAAAUCUCACAUACAGUCAUGUAGAAUGUAAAUUAUAAUUAUUUUAAGCUUUUAAUAUUUGAUUUGAUUGCAGUGAGUGGCCGUAUGUUUCUCGGUUUUGGUUGUCUCUUUCCCAGUUUACAAUAUUAGGGCAUUACAUUUUAUAGAACAUUCUAGACCCUUUACCCCAGAGGAGAUGCUUGGCCUGUUCUAUGUAGACAUGUAGACAGGACAUCAUGUAGACUGGGGCUGCUUCUCAAAUGGUUCCCUGUUUCCUAUAUAGCACUCUGCUCUUGACCAGAGCCAUUUGGCGCUGUCUGUCACUCCUAUUUCCCUGUCUGUCACUGACACUAUCGUAUCCCAACAGCCUUCACAAAGCAGCUUUAUAGAUUUAUUACCUAUUGUCUUAAUUCAUUUAAGCUUUUAUAUGUAGUGACUGAUGUUUUUUUUCUUGAGCUCUUGUCAAACUGCACCCAUUAAAGCAUUUUUUUUUACUAUUUUAUUUUUCUUCAAGUUAUUUAGCAUUGUAUAUAUAAACAAACAUGUUUGCUGUGAACAGUGUAUUAUGCAGCUGUAUCCUAUUUAAUCACCAUUUUAAAAUGGGUAGUAGUUCAAUCAAUGUCUCUAUUUGAGUGUCGGAGUUAUUAAGCGUCAAAAACAAAAAGGUUUGUGUACACUAAACACAUUGUCAGAUGUCAAAUAAAUGUGGAUAUGAUGAAACACUA
This is a messenger RNA of Oncorhynchus keta (chum salmon), 4928 nucleotides long. RefSeq lists its product as uncharacterized. Bases 1606 to 4248 code for a protein of 880 amino acids. Lineage: Eukaryota; Metazoa; Chordata; Actinopteri; Salmoniformes; Salmonidae. The record is from RefSeq and is a predicted model, not a curated record. The transcript has 9 exons.